Xiphias gladius (swordfish) is the source of this 1134-nucleotide messenger RNA. RefSeq names its product hyaluronan and proteoglycan link protein 2 (gene hapln2). The coding region runs from base 1 to 1134 and encodes 377 amino acids. Gene Ontology annotation, biological process: cell adhesion. Gene Ontology annotation, molecular function: hyaluronic acid binding. Lineage: Eukaryota; Metazoa; Chordata; Actinopteri; Istiophoriformes; Xiphiidae. The transcript has 7 exons. The record is from RefSeq and is a predicted model, not a curated record.
AUGCGAGAGGAAUUUUCUGAUCGGACAAAACAUUGGCAUCAUGUGGGACAACACAGGAGGGUGACAGGACAACUGCAUCUUCUCAACUUCACAGGUUUGAGAAAAGCGACUGACUUCACAAUGAACUUUGCUGUGAUUCUUCUGGUAACAUCCAGCCUCUUUACCUGGUCCUCAGCUACAUACGCCCCCAACAGACCAGCUCCCAAGAAGCUGAAAUAUCUCAUUGACCCGCCUGUGUACGCCGAAGUCCUCGGCCGGAGGGGAGAUAACGUCACCUUGCCGUGCAUUCUGAGAAUCAAACCCAGCCAUUACAAAGUGAAAUGGACAAAGCUGAAGCUGGAACAAGUAGGGCCAGAGAAUAUUAUCAUAAUAGCGAACGCACAUGCCUCCAAGCCAUACGGCCAUCUUGGACCGCGGGCUGCCCUUCGAAAGGCUCACACCAUGGACGCCUCCUUGCAGCUCAGCCGUCUUGAGCUGGAAGAUGGUGGCACGUAUCGCUGUGAGCUUGUCAAUGGCCUCGAGGAUGAGAGCGUUGUCAUAACGUUGAGCAUUGAAGGUCUGGUGUUCCCAUAUCAGAGUAAAAACGGACGCUACAGAUUCACUUUCCAUGAAGCCAAGGAGGCUUGCGCUGAGCAAGAUGGGAUACUAGCCACAUACAACCAGCUCUAUAGAGCCUGGACGGAGGGUCUGGACUGGUGUAAUGCAGGUUGGCUCCACGAUGGAACCGUUCACUACCCUAUUAUCCAUCCUCGACCGGUCUGUGGGGGAGAUCUGCUCCCUGGGAUUCGCAGUUAUGGACCAAAGGAUAAGAACCACGACCGGUUUGACGUUUUCUGCUUCACCUCUCAGAUGCCCGGCUCUGUCUUCUACGUAUCGGGGUCUUUCUCCUUCGAGCAGGCGGGACGUGCAUGUAAACAUCAGGGAGCUGGGUUGGCGUCGGUCGGCCAGCUCUACUCCGCCUGGCAUUUCCAAAACUAUGACCAGUGUGACGGCGGCUGGCUGAAAGACGGCAGCGUACGGUUCCCCAUCAGCAGCCCCAGGGAGCGCUGCGGAGGCAUCCGCGAGGCAGGGGUGCGCUCAUUCGGAUUCCCUGACCAGAUGACACAUCUCUACGGAGCCUAUUGCUAUAGGUAG